UCUACGCAUGCAGUUUAGGAUAAAACUAUUCUGAGAGAGAAUUCACUAGUUAAUGUUAAUGUUUUUAACAUUUACAUGUUAGCGGAAGCCCUCCCCAGGGGGCUGCGCUGCCUCCUCUCCCCCCCUAGACCUCCUCCUUUGAGACCCUCCCUGUGCCACUUGCAGCAGCUGAGACCCAGGGAGCAGAAUUAACAAGCAAAUUGAAACCGACUCACCCCGGCACACCUUCAGCAAAUGGUCACCGAUGUGUUUGUGUUUUGUUUAUUCCGCUUUGUUUAUCAGUGAUGCGUACGAUUACAUAUUUGCGGUACAGGCUGACUGACUUUAGCUGGAAAGGGGGCCAGGAUGUCCAACAACAUGGCCAAGAUUGCAGAGGCUCGGAUGACGGUGGAACAACUGAAACUGGAGGUGAACAUAGAGAGGAUGAUGAUAUCCAAAGCAGCCGCCGACCUGAUGGCCUACUGUGAGACCCACGCCAAAGAUGACCCCCUGGUGACGCCGCUCGCCUCCACCGAGAACCCGUUCCGAGAGAAGAAACUAUUCUGUGAAAUACUAUAACGUGUUCAAGAUGAAAUGUCUUUUAGCUAUUUUUAAUUUAUGGAUUCAUUUUCCCUUCAACUUUUUCAUUUACAGGAUUCUUUUUGUGUAAUUACAGCAGCUCUUCUGUGACUGUAACUUUAACCCGAGGAAUGAUUCAUAAUGACGUCAAUAAAGAGUUGUUAAAAGCGGGGGCAAAGGUCACGUAGACAGGCCGGCGCUGCUGCCGCCUCUCCUUCUGCACAUACUGUGAGUUUAUAUAUUAACUCGACUGUUCUCGUUUGGGCCUCAAGAUUCAUUUUAAGAUAGUAAAAGGCAAAAUAAAGUUGCACACCGUUUGCUGUUCUCCAAAAUAUACACACGACACACAUCGACAAUAAACCGACCGCGACGCGUGUUCAAGAUAUGUUUCUCCUUUUUAUUAUAACAAAUACCCAAACAUGAUCUUCAG
Pseudoliparis swirei is the source of this 988-nucleotide messenger RNA. RefSeq names its product guanine nucleotide binding protein (G protein), gamma 8 (gene gng8). Gene Ontology annotation, biological process: G protein-coupled receptor signaling pathway. Gene Ontology annotation, cellular component: heterotrimeric G-protein complex. The transcript is spliced from 2 exons. Bases 346 to 558 code for a protein of 70 amino acids. Gene Ontology annotation, molecular function: G-protein beta-subunit binding. The record is from RefSeq and is a predicted model, not a curated record. NCBI's taxonomy places the organism in Eukaryota, Metazoa, Chordata, Actinopteri, Perciformes, Liparidae.